Paramecium tetraurelia is the source of this 556-nucleotide messenger RNA. RefSeq lists its product as uncharacterized. NCBI's taxonomy places the organism in Eukaryota, Ciliophora, Oligohymenophorea, Peniculida, Parameciidae. The transcript has 3 exons. Gene Ontology annotation, molecular function: structural constituent of ribosome; large ribosomal subunit rRNA binding. Gene Ontology annotation, biological process: translation. Gene Ontology annotation, cellular component: ribosome; cytosolic large ribosomal subunit. The record is from RefSeq and is a predicted model, not a curated record.
AUGUCAAAGAGAGGAAGAGGAGGACAAGUCGGUAUUAAAUUGAGAAUCACACUCGCUUGCAACGUUGGUGCAGUACUCAACUGUGCUGAUAACUCAGGAGCCAAGAAUAUCUAUGUCAUUUCAACUUUUGGAAUUAAGGGACAUUUGAGCAGAUUACCCUCUGCCUCCAUUGGUGAUAUGGUCUUAUGCUCAGUCAAAUAGGGUAAGCCAGCACUCAGAAAGAAGGUCAUGUAAGCAGUCGUCGUCAGAUAAAGAAAGCCAUACAGACGCCGAGAAGGAUAUUACAUUUAUUUCGAAGACAACGCUGGUGUCAUCAUCAAUCCAAAGGGUGAAAUGAAAGGAUCUGCCAUUACAGGUCCAGUUGGAAAAGAAGCUGCCGAUUUAUGGCCAAAGAUUGCAUCAGCCGCUGGUUCAGUUCUUUGAUAAACUUGCAAUAUAUUCAAGUAUAUUAAUAAACAAACAUUUUCUCAUUUGUUAAUCAUCCCUUCAUCUUUUAUUUACUUUUGAAUUUAUGGAUAUAAUAAUGACCAAAACUUUCUAAAUCAAUAAAAUUUAA